This is a messenger RNA of Aphanomyces astaci, 1142 nucleotides long. RefSeq lists its product as hypothetical. The transcript has 6 exons. The record is from RefSeq and is a predicted model, not a curated record. Lineage: Eukaryota; Oomycota; Saprolegniomycetes; Saprolegniales; Verrucalvaceae. Bases 35 to 1021 code for a protein of 328 amino acids.
AUAGAAUUUCCCCCCUGAUUGCCGCCCGCUCGAGAUGUCCAUGAAGAAGAGUGUGUUCCUCGCGUACGCCGAAGACUCGGACGAAGACGACACGAUCUUUUCCCGUGACCAGGGCGACAAGUCCGCCAAGAGCAGCAAGCAGAAACAGAAGCAAAAGGCCAAGAAGCAGGAAGAGAAUGCGCUCAAGAGCUUAGCUAUGACCUCUUCUUCCAAGAAGUCGAAGAAGAAGAAAGGCCAGUCGAAUGGAGCCGCAGUGGACGUCGUGGCCGUUGACGAGGCGAUCAAGCAAGUGACUGUCGAGGAGACGCCGCCAGCUCCUGUCGCUGUCGUCCCAACUGCGACGUAUGCCAACGCCAGUGCUGCAGCCAAGAAAACAGCACCUGCAGCGUCGACAUCAACCCCUCCUCCUCCGCUCCAAGAAGCACCUCGAACGCAAGCGCCUCCACCUUCGGUUCCGAAGCCAAAGCAGCAGCCCAAGGUGGCGCCUAAGCAGCAGCAACAGCAAGUUGCUCAGAAACAACCACCACCGAGUCCAUCUCAACCACAGGUGAAGUCCAACGACAAGUACAUCCCGCCCAAUGCCCGCAACAACCCUUCCGCCCAAGGACGCCAAGGAACUCCCUUUCAGUCUGUGACCCAUCUGGAACGAGUGGCGUCGCCGCCGCCCCGAUCGACGCCGUCCUCGUCCGGGGUCACGUACGUGCCUUCGCACAUCCAAGUGCUCCUUCCAGGACAGCCCGAGCAAGUCCUGGACGUGGAGGACGUGAUGCAGCGCGCACAAUACUUUAAGCAAACGGCCGAGUCGCUGCUGACCGUCAACCGAAAUGGCGAGAUGGAAAACUCGCAGUUGCGAGAACACUUGACCCAAGCUCUACUUCGCCUCGAGCAAGUGGAGCAUGAGAAUCGGGUGCUGCAGCAGCUCAAUUUGAACCUCCAAACGGAAGUCGUGGCGCUUCGCGCUCCUUCCACCAGUGCCUUCAACCACGCCGCGGCGGCAGCUGUGCGCCCGCCCGGUCUUUAGAUCCCAUACACCCCCUUCACUAGUAUGAAUAGUCAACUUAUAGAACCACCCUCGUUCUCACGUCUACAUACCCUUCGCAACAUAGUCAUUCGAUUCUCCCGAGGGCUCCGGUUUCGAUUCG